This is a messenger RNA of Nakaseomyces glabratus, 2256 nucleotides long. RefSeq lists its product as uncharacterized. Gene Ontology annotation, molecular function: protein binding. The record is from RefSeq and is a predicted model, not a curated record. Lineage: Eukaryota; Fungi; Ascomycota; Saccharomycetes; Saccharomycetales; Saccharomycetaceae. Gene Ontology annotation, cellular component: mitochondrial outer membrane; cytosol; nucleus.
AUGUUCAGUUUCUUUGGAGGGAAUAAAGCUCCAGAGCUUACACAGGAAGAGAAGACCAAGCUAAUUUUGCAGCAAGCGUAUGACUUUGAGGUUGCUUUGCGUGCUAUGGACUAUGUUCUAGACGAUAAUCCAGAGAGAGGUCUAAAUUUGCUAAAAGAAAGCGAUGAUUCUGCUAAUGAAGAUGAAAGGACUAUUAAUGUACUAGCUCGUGGUGUUAUUGAAUUCUUGGAGGCUACGCUAAGUUUUGAAGCCGAGGAGAUGAAGAAAGCCUCUGCUACUUUGGCCAAGGCCGAAACCUUGUCGCAAAAGAGCAAGGCUAAUGCUGAAAAGCUAAACUUGAGUAACAGCAGUAAAUAUCCACCAGGUACUGUUUUUGCCGUUACAUAUACUGAAUCAUUGCUUCUACAUGCAUUGCUUAUGAUUUUUAGUGAAAGUAUGAUGGAAGUUGCGAAGGCGCUUUUGAAGCUGAGAAAGGCGUACUAUACUUUACAAGAGGUACUAGAACAAAUCAAAGCCGCCAAUGAAGCUUCUAUCACAAAUGCUGAAAAUAAUGGUGAGGAAAGUAAAUCUUCCUCAGCUAGCUUCAUUUCAGAAGGUGACAUCUUUAACUCGAUUGAUAUCCCAUACAAACUUACUGAGGAAGAAGCCAAGGAUAAAGAGCUACUAGAAUUCGCCGACAAAGUUCAUAAAAUGCGUGCAAAGAGAUUAUCUGGGGCACAUAUUGACAACCCACCUGCAAUCAACAGGCUAAGAAACGAUUUGGGUUUGCAAGCCAUGAACUCCUUGCCAAAGGAAGAAAUCAAAGAGCAUCUUCCUCUUUCUGAUGAUGUUGAUAGAAGCCAAGCCACAAUAGAUGAGUUUAUUCACUCCGGUGUUAACUUAUGUUUUGGUAUUUUGCAAGUUGUUCUUUCAUUAUUACCACCUGCCAUUGGUGCCGUCCUUUCAGCCGUCGGAUUCCGUGGUUCCCGUGAAGAAGGUUUGAGGUUGGUGUGGAAGGCCACCAAGCACAGAAAUGUUCAUGGCUGCAUUGGCCUUCUUGGUCUUAUGUUUUAUUAUGAUGGCCCAUUCCAAUUUACUGAUGAUGACUUUGAUGUUCCCGCCUCGGUGAAGGAAUACUUGAACUCAACUGAGGAUAAAAAGGGUCAGGAAGAAAAUAACGAUGAUACAUCUACUAUGACUAAAGAUAUGGAAUCUCUGAAAUUAAAAGACGAUGAUCUUCAUAUGGAUAGCAACACAAUCUUGCAUCCAGGCAAAAUAUUGGAAGAUGCUUUAUUAAAAUCGCGUGCAUUGUUCCCUAAUAGUGCUCUGUGGCUAUUGAAUGAAGCUAGAAUGCUUUCUGGUAAAGGUAGAUUAGAAGACGCUGUUGCUUUGAUGGAUUCUAUUGAUGUAAAUAGCAUUCAAAUGAGACAGGUUAAGACACUAAUGAUUUUUGAUAGAGCUAUUACAUUGAUUCAUCUUCAUGAAUACGAUAGAGCUGCUGACGACAUUUUAUCUCUUUUAGAUAUUAGCGAUUGGUCUCACGCCUUCUACAGUUACUUUGCAGGGUGCUGUUAUUUGGAAAACUGGAGAAUGAUUCAAAUGGGUGACUUGAAGAGCGAUAAGGAGGAAUUUUAUAAAGAAAAGGCAACCACUCUUAUUUUCAAGUCAGUUGAUUACCUAGGUAAGAAAACCUGGAGAUCCAAAAAUCUGCCAUUAGAUAGAUUUGUUGCCAGAAAGGUGGAUCAAUUCAAAGCUAUGCAAGUAAAACUGAACUUGACAAAUCCACUUGAUGCUAUUGCCACAGGUCCUGUAUAUGAAAUCGCUUAUUUCUACAACGGUUUUAAUAGAAUGUCUCAGAAGCAUUUAGAUAUCUCCAAAAAGAUGCUAACUGAAUACAAAAACCCAGCUGUCGAAGCCAAUGAUCCUGACCAAAACUUGAUCAGAGAUUUACUAGUUUCUCUAUGUUUAAGAAGAUCCGAUAAAAUCAAGGAAGGCUGUGACUUAUUAGAUCAGAAAGUACUACCUACUUUCUUCAAGGAAUUACCCGAUGGGAAAGUUGAGUAUGUAAAGAAAAACGAGGACCCAUGGCUGUACCCAUCUGCAUUGUAUGAACGUGCUUUAUUUUGCUGGAAACUAAACGGAGUGCAAGGUUUAUCCGAAUGUAAGGAAUGGCUAUUGAGAGCUCAAAAUUAUGCUGACGACUAUGAGUUGAGUAGUCGUGUUGGUAUGAAGAUUAAGGCAGCGAUCGAUAGAGUAGAUAGUGCUUUGAACAAUUAG